Messenger RNA from Acanthoscelides obtectus, 3478 nucleotides. Lineage: Eukaryota; Metazoa; Arthropoda; Insecta; Coleoptera; Chrysomelidae. The record is from the annotation of a GenBank genome assembly.
UUAUGACAACUCAUUUCAGUAUUCAUUGGUACAAUCAUAACUGUCAAAUUUUUAGUUGAAUUUUACCCCAUUUACGAACAAUAUGGAGCAAAACAUUGCCCUCAUGUCUGCGUCAUCAUCGCGCAAAAGACACUCCAUCGCAGACCGUUCCGGAUCUAAUGAAGAAAAAGAAGACACUGUGCCGCGUAAGAGAUGCAGACAGCCAUCAUCAGAUCCUUUUUCAACUUUGCCCAACGAGGUGAUGAUCAAGAUAUUCUCGUAUUUGACACACGAGGAGCUAUACAAAACUGCAAGGUGCGUCUGCACAAGGUGGUACGUUCUAGCCUCGGCGCCAGUUUUGUGGAAGACGAUCACCGCUCAGCAAAACGUGCCUUCUAACGUUCUGUUAAAGUGGUUGGAACAUUCGCCGUUGCUGCAGGAGCUGAAUCUGACAGGCCGAGAUGAUGUAGACGUAGUCACCGGCAAGGUAUCGAGACACUGCAGGAAGUUAGAAUCGUUAAAAAUCGAAAACACCGGUCCCUGCAAACUAUUGAGAAGCAGCAACUUGUGUCGCUUAUUGACGAAAUGCAAGCAGUUGAACAACUUGCAUUUCAGUGGCGUGAAAAUCCUGUCGUGUAAAUUUUUCAAGCUGUUCUCUCGCCGCAAGCACUCCGGAAUGAAGAGAUGCAGUUAUCACGGGCCUGUGAGUCAAAAGCAGAUGAAAGCUUUGAUAGAAUCGAUCAUCAAUAGCGAUAAUUUCGAGGCUGCAACUCUGGUCACAGCGGAUAACAGAAAAAUCCCGAUAAAAACCCAAUCGAAUCGCGAAUUUGUGAACGUUCCUGUAACCGUCGAAAAUAUCUGGCAAGACGUCACCAGCAACAGCGUUAAUGACUUCACCGAUGUUGACGACGCUGAUUACGAAGCUGAUUUAGAUGAGUGACGUGUGAUAUACGUCUGUACUGCACCAAUGCAUUUGCACUAGGAAAGCGAAAGCAAGCGACUAAGAAUGCAACUGUGAAACAGUGAUAACAGUCAGACAUCGCACUUCGUGUCUCACAGAUACCGUACAAUCACAAGAACAGCACAUGGUAAAGUAAAAAGUACAAAGCUUCGCACUCACCAACAUAACACGUGUGAACCUAGUCUAACGAAGAAGCAACAGUUUAUACUACGCGGUCUUGGACCAUGUUAAGAAGAUGUUGUUAGUGUCUUUGUUAGUGGUAUGGAGCUGCAAGAGGACAGUCGCAGAAGGUUCAGCAGAUCAAGUUCUGCAUACCUACAACUCAUCGGAUCUUUCUUAUCUCUCUAAUGGCAUCCAGUUUCCGGUGUCGGACGCGGAAGUCGUGUCACUUUUAGAGCACGCCAACGACAACGUCACCCAGCAGCAGUGGUUCGCAGGGCUGUACGACCAUCACAAAUGGAAAGUGGGCUUAGAUCGGGUCGACGAGGUGGACGGAGUCGGCUGCAAUAGGGAUAUGAGGACGUAUUUGGAGGAGUUGAGGAACGGAACGAUGUGGGCUGUCAAAAUGUUCGAUGCAUCAGGGAGGUACCCAGGCCAAUUUUAUUUCGGCAACGACUAUUGGUUGGGCUCCAAAACGCUUUGUGGUGAAUUGACCAAUCCCGCAACGAAUUCAGAAGUACCGCCUUUUCCAGUUCAGUUUUACGUGGCCAAAAUCAGGAUAAACAUCAACGAAGUGGCGACGCCUGUUGUAAGUAAGACGAGACAGCUAAACUUGGGAGAAUGCUUGCCGAGAUCUUGUGGUGUAAACGGAGUGAAAAAAUUGCUCGCGUCUGAUCGGAGUCACGGAGCAGCUGUGACAAUCGUCGGCGUCAGAAAAGUACCAGGGGAGUAUUCGCUGUUGGAAGACUUCAAAGUCCAUCUUGUCGGGGGAGCUACCCUAACAGCUAUAAUAAUAGUAGCAGUUUCAACUUUAGUCGAUGUAGUUCGUCUCAAAAGGAAGAAAAGGAAAAUAAAAGACGCUGAGACUGAGAGCAACAACAAUUGCAGACAGGGUAAUAUAAAUGUAAAUGGCAGCACUGACAUCAUCCUGAAUUCCCAACGAAAAGGGGAGCAAAAGCAGCAGCACCUUAGCGGCAUUCCUUUCAGAAUCCUGCUUGCCUUCUCGGCAAUAGGCAACAGCAAGAAGAUUCUAGCGCUAGAAAAUGUCUCGUUAGACGCUAUAAAGUGCAUACACGGCCUAAGAUUCAUUUCGAUAGCUUGGAUCAUAUUGGUCCACACCUAUUUAGAGAUAUUUGCUAUAGCUGACAACAAAAGUAUGAGGCUGAUUACCGAAAGAGAAUUUGCUUACCAGACUAUAGCGAACGCUUCGUUUUCGGUUGAUACUUUCUUUUUCAUCAGUGGAUUGUUAGUAACGCUGACUUACUUCAGAACCGAUUCAAAAAUUGUAAGACCGAAAAAAGAAGAAACGACGUGUCAAUCUUUGCAAUCAAGUACAUCGAGUUUUCUCAUUUUGUUGACCUACAGAAUAUUUCGGUUAACGCCAGCAUAUCUUUUUGUACUAGGUUUGAACGAAAUCAUCAUGAGGUAUCUACACUCUGAGUCAGUCUUCUCGCCAGCCAUUAUAGACCACUUAAGUUGCACAAGUUAUUGGUGGAGAAACAUACUAUACAUCAACAAUUUUUAUCCACAAAAAGAGUUUUGUAUGCUGUGGUCAUGGUAUAUAGCUAACGAUACUCAGUUCUAUAUUAUAACGUCAUUUCUUUUAGUCAUUGCAGUCAGAGGACCAAGCCAUUUGAAAUUUGCCAGUAUAGCUUGUGGAACUCUUAUGUUAACCUCUUGGAUCACAACGUUUGUGAUUGCAAUGAAGUAUGACUACGUUAUUAGAGUAGAAGAACCAUUUGCGUUGUUUGAUCAACUUUACGAUAAGCCAUGGUUGAGAAUUGGACCUUAUCUAGUUGGUAUAUCUAUGGGGUAUUUAUUAUUCAAAAAGGACUGUAAAAUUGCCAUGCCACCAAUCAUUGCUGUGAUAGGAUGGUCUUUAUCGCUGGCCUGUCUUGCCAGUCUAGUUUAUGGAGUUGGCCGAAAAGGCUUAACAACUCCCACGUCUGCCUUUUACGGGAGCUUGGAAAUUAGAGGGUUGAUCUCGUACGCAAUUGUUCUAGGCUGCGCUUGGCCACACAGCCUGGGGCCUGUCCAUGGCGUGGAUCACAGCAGCUUGCAGCAGCGGUUACGGAGGCAUCGUGAACACUUUCCUCAGUUCCAAAUUUCUGCUACCUCUCAGUCGGUUGACUUAUUGCGCUUACCUGGUCCACCCGGUUUUGAUGUGCCUCACCAGUUUCCAAUUAGACGGUCCUUUGCAUCUCCAUAUCAGCAUGGCGGUGGUGAUAUACCUAGGCAACUUGGUGCUAUCGUUUCUGUGUGCUUUCGUCAUCUCGAUAAUGUUCGAGGCGCCUGUUGUCAACCUGUUGAAGAUCGUGUUCGCUUGACGGAGAUCGUUGUAGUCUAAUUCUUAUAAUUUAAAUAAACAUUUAUUUUGUU